Messenger RNA from Otolemur garnettii (small-eared galago), 6078 nucleotides. It is a transcript of the gene PTPRK, whose product is annotated as protein tyrosine phosphatase, receptor type K. The transcript has 30 exons. Gene Ontology annotation, cellular component: membrane. Gene Ontology annotation, biological process: protein dephosphorylation. Gene Ontology annotation, molecular function: protein binding; protein tyrosine phosphatase activity. The record is from RefSeq and is a predicted model, not a curated record. NCBI's taxonomy places the organism in Eukaryota, Metazoa, Chordata, Mammalia, Primates, Galagidae. The coding region runs from base 320 to 4639 and encodes 1439 amino acids.
UUCCUCAGAAUUGCCCGGAGCCCGCGGGGCGACGUCAUCCCCGGCUCCGCCCCCGUCCCUCCCCGAGCAAAGUAACUCUUGACUAACAGGAGCAGCCUCCGCCGAGCAUGGAGAGCUGCCGCCGCGGCCGGCCGGCGACGCGGGCGACGCUCUCGCCCCCGAGGUAGUUUGGCGGCCGCCAAGAAGGAAAAAGUGCCGGCGGGCGGCUGCCGACUCCGCGUCCGCGCCCCGCGGGCCGCCCGCGCCUCCGUCCUGGAUUUCGCGGCGAUCGCCCCGGUGGCUCUUCGCAAAGCUGCUUGAAACUUCUCCCAAACUCGACAUGGAUACGGCGGCGGCGGCGCUGCCCGCGGUCGCGGCGCUCCUGGUUCUCUCCCCAUGGCCUCUCCUGGGGUCGGCCCAAGGCCAGUUCUCCGCAGGUGGCUGUACUUUCGAUGAUGGUCCGGGGGCCUGCGACUACCACCAGGAUCUGUAUGAUGACUUUGAAUGGGUACAUGUGAGUGCACAAGAGCCCCAUUAUCUGCCCCCCGAGAUGCCACAAGGUUCCUAUAUGAUAGUGGACUCUUCAGAUCAUGACCCUGGAGAAAAAGCCAGACUUCAGUUGCCUACGAUGAAGGAGAAUGACACCCACUGCAUUGAUUUCAGUUACCUGUUAUACAGCCAGAAGGGGCUGAAUCCUGGCACCUUGAACAUACUAGUCAGGGUGAAUAAAGGACCUCUUGCCAAUCCGAUUUGGAAUGUGACUGGAUUCACGGGUAGAGAUUGGCUUCGGGCUGAGCUAGCAGUGAGCACCUUUUGGCCCAAUGAGUACCAGGUAAUAUUUGAAGCUGAAGUCUCAGGAGGAAGAAGUGGUUAUAUUGCCAUUGAUGACAUCCAAGUCCUGAGUUAUCCUUGUGAUAAGUCUCCUCACUUCCUCCGUCUGGGGGAUGUGGAGGUGAAUGCCGGUCAGAAUGCUACAUUUCAGUGCAUUGCCACAGGGAGAGACGCAGUGCAUAACAAGUUAUGGCUGCAGAGACGAAAUGGAGAAGAUAUACCUGUAGCCCAGACUAAGAAUAUCAAUCAUAGAAGAUUUGCGGCUUCGUUUAGAUUGCAGGAAGUGACAAAAACUGACCAGGAUUUGUAUCGCUGUGUAACUCAGUCAGAACGAGGCUCUGGAGUGUCCAAUUUUGCUCAACUUAUUGUGAGAGAACCACCAAGACCCAUUGCCCCUCCACAGCUGCUUGGUGUUGGGCCGACGUAUUUGCUAAUUCAGCUGAACGCCAACUCCAUCAUCGGGGAUGGCCCCAUCAUCCUGAAGGAAGUGGAGUACCGGAUGACGUCGGGGUCCUGGACAGAGACACAUGCCGUCAAUGCUCCAACCUAUAAACUAUGGCAUUUAGAUCCCGAUACUGAAUAUGAGAUCCGCGUCCUACUUACCAGACCUGGAGAAGGUGGAACAGGGCUUCCAGGGCCUCCUCUAAUCACCAGAACCAAAUGUGCAGAACCUAUGCGGACCCCAAAGACUUUGAAGAUUGCGGAAAUACAAGCAAGACGCAUUGCCGUGGACUGGGAGUCCUUGGGUUACAACAUUACUCGUUGCCACACUUUUAAUGUCACUAUCUGCUACCAUUACUUCCGUGGGCACAACGAGAGCAAGGCAGACUGUUUGGACAUGGACCCCAAAGCCCCCCAGCAUGUGGUGAGCCAUCUGCCACCCUAUACAAAUGUCAGCCUCAAGAUGAUCCUGACCAAUCCCGAGGGAAGGAAGGAGAGUGAAGAAACGAUUAUUCAAACCGACGAGGACGUGCCUGGUCCUGUACCAGUUAAAUCUCUUCAAGGAACAUCCUUCGAAAAUAAGAUCUUCUUGAACUGGAAAGAACCUUUGGAUCCAAAUGGAAUCAUCACUCAAUAUGAGGUCAGCUAUAGCAGCAUAAGAUCAUUUGAUCCUGCAGUCCCAGUGGCUGGACCUCCCCAGACUGUAUCAAAUUUAUGGAACAGUACACACCAUGUCUUUAUGCAUCUCCACCCUGGAACCACAUACCAGUUUUUCAUAAGAGCGAGCACAAUCAAAGGCUUUGGGCCUGCCACAGCCAUCAACGUGACCACCAAUAUCUCAGCUCCAACGUUACCUGACUAUGAAGGAGUUGAUGCCUCUCUCAAUGAAACUGCCACCACCAUCACAGUCUUGUUGAGACCAGCACAAGCCAAAGGUGCUCCUAUCAGCGCUUAUCAGAUUGUUGUGGAGGAGCUGCACCCACACCGCACCAGGCGAGAAGCAGGAGCCAUGGAGUGCUACCAGGUCCCUGUCACCUACCAAAGUGCCAUGAGCGGAGGCGCACCCUAUUACUUCGCUGCAGAACUCCCCCCAGGGAAUCUACCUGAGCCUGCCCCAUUCACAGUGGGUGACAACAGGACCUAUCAAGGCUUUUGGAACCCCCCUCUGGCUCCACGCAAAGGAUACAACAUCUAUUUCCAGGCAAUGAGCAGCGUGGAAAAGGAAACUAAAACCCAGUGUGUACGGAUUGCCACAAAAGCAGCAGCAACAGAAGAACCAGAGGUGAUCCCAGAUCCUGCCAAACAGACAGACAGAGUGGUGAAAAUAGCCGGCAUUAGUGCUGGGAUCCUGGUGUUCAUCCUCCUGCUCCUGGUGGUCGUGUUAGUUGUGAAGAAGAGCAAGCUUGCUAAAAAACGCAAAGAUGCCAUGGGGAACACCCGGCAGGAGAUGACUCACAUGGUGAACGCCAUGGAUCGAAGUUACGCUGAUCAGAGCACUUUGCAUGCAGAAGAUCCUCUUUCCAUCACCUUCAUGGACCAACAUAAUUUUAGUCCAAGAUACGAGAACCACAGCGCUACGGCAGAGUCCAGCCGCCUUCUAGACGUCCCUCGCUACCUGUGCGAGGGGACGGAAUCCCCUUACCAGACGGGGCAGCUGCACCCAGCCAUCAGGGUCGCUGACUUACUACAGCACAUUAAUCUGAUGAAGACAUCAGACAGCUAUGGGUUCAAAGAGGAAUACGAGAGCUUCUUUGAAGGGCAGUCAGCAUCUUGGGAUGUAGCUAAAAAAGAUCAAAAUAGAUCAAAAAACCGAUAUGGAAACAUCAUUGCAUACGAUCACUCCAGAGUUAUUUUGCAACCCGUCGAGGAUGAUCCAUCUUCAGAUUACAUCAAUGCCAAUUAUAUCGAUGGCUACCAGAGACCCAGCCACUACAUUGCAACCCAAGGCCCAGUUCAUGAAACAGUAUAUGAUUUCUGGAGAAUGAUCUGGCAAGAACAGUCCGCCUGCAUUGUGAUGGUUACAAAUUUAGUUGAGGUUGGCCGGGUUAAAUGCUAUAAAUACUGGCCUGAUGAUACCGAAGUUUAUGGUGACUUCAAAGUAACUUGUGUAGAAAUGGAACCACUUGCUGAAUAUGUUGUUCGGACAUUUACCCUAGAAAGGAGGGGAUACAAUGAAAUUCGUGAAGUUAAACAGUUCCACUUCACGGGCUGGCCUGACCACGGAGUCCCGUACCACGCCACGGGGCUUCUUUCCUUCAUCCGCCGCGUCAAGUUAUCCAAUCCUCCCAGUGCUGGCCCCAUUGUCGUACAUUGCAGUGCUGGUGCUGGAAGAACUGGCUGCUACAUUGUGAUUGAUAUCAUGCUGGACAUGGCUGAAAGGGAAGGUGUUGUUGACAUCUAUAACUGUGUCAAAGCCUUAAGAUCACGCCGUAUCAAUAUGGUCCAGACAGAAGAGCAGUAUAUUUUUAUUCAUGAUGCCAUUUUAGAAGCCUGCUUAUGUGGAGAAACUGCUAUACCAGUCUGUGAAUUUAAAGCUGCAUAUUUCGAUAUGAUUAGAAUAGACUCCCAGACCAAUUCCUCCCAUCUCAAAGAUGAAUUUCAGACUCUGAAUUCAGUCACCCCUCGACUACAAGCUGAAGACUGCAGUAUAGCGUGCCUGCCAAGGAACCAUGACAAGAACCGUUUCAUGGACAUGCUGCCCCCUGACAGAUGUCUGCCUUUCCUAAUUACAAUUGAUGGAGAGAGCAGUAACUACAUCAAUGCUGCUCUUAUGGAUAGCUACAGGCAGCCUGCUGCUUUCAUUGUCACACAAUACCCUCUGCCAAACACUGUGAAAGACUUCUGGAGAUUAGUGUAUGACUAUGGCUGUACCUCCAUUGUGAUGUUAAAUGAGGUGGACUUGUCCCAGGGCUGCCCUCAGUACUGGCCAGAGGAAGGGAUGCUACGAUACGGCCCUAUCCAAGUGGAAUGUAUGUCUUGUUCAAUGGAUUGUGAUGUGAUCAACCGGAUUUUUAGGAUAUGCAACCUAACAAGACCACAGGAAGGUUACCUGAUGGUGCAGCAGUUCCAGUAUCUAGGGUGGGCUUCUCAUCGGGAAGUGCCUGGCUCCAAACGGUCAUUUUUGAAACUGAUACUGCAGGUGGAGAAAUGGCAGGAGGAGUGCGAGGAGGGGGAAGGCCGGACCAUCAUCCACUGCCUAAACGGGGGCGGGCGAAGUGGCAUGUUUUGUGCUAUCGGCAUCGUUGUUGAAAUGGUGAAACGGCAAAAUGUCGUGGAUGUUUUCCACGCGGUGAAGACACUGAGGAACAGCAAGCCAAACAUGGUGGAAGCCCCGGAGCAGUACCGUUUCUGCUACGACGUAGCUUUGGAGUACCUGGAAUCAUCUUAGUCAGGGGAGACUUUUGAAGGAACAUCCACGCAGAAACACGUUCGUCUGUUGAGCCAGCAGCUGUCGUACCUGUUGUACUUGUGCAGAAAGAUUUUAAUGUGGGGGGUGGGAGACUUUUGCAUUUGAGAGGUAAAAGUAUUUUUCUUAUGAAGUUGUGUAUCUUAAUAAAAAAGGACUGACUUAGUUUCUAUGACUGUAUUAAAGCAUCCACAUUUCGUGCCGCACAAAUUAUAUUUAAUAAGAACCAGAUUCAAAGGCGACCUUCCCGGUGUUUGUCCAGUGACUGUGCAGCCUCUCCUUUCCCGGUUUCAGCCGAGCAGCUACUGCGUGUUGCAUGAAUCACUUCUUUCUAGGUGGCGUUUCUCUCGCUUUUUCAAAUGAAUCUUUAAAGGAAGAAGGAAGAAAAUCUGUGCAGAGUCCUGGUAAAGUUCCUUUUUUAUAUGUUUCCAGUGUAGCAGAUCGCUAUAUAAAUAUAUAAAUAUAUAUAACUGGCUUAUUUUCUUUUAAUGUGCAAUGAUGGCUGGAUCAUUUUAAGUUCUUUUUAGAAAAUAACAUAAGCCAAAGACUCAAGUGUAAAUAUGUCUAUAUGGAGAAAGCACAUUAUAUUUAUUGGUUACUUACAUUCCUUUUUUGAUGGCUAAGAUACUACCACCAACAUGAUCAUUUUUGUUUUUUCCUGAAGAAAGCGUUUUUCUUUAGCUAAAAUCAAUUGUAAACGAUUUUUUGUAGAUUAUUUUUUGUAUGUUUUAGUGUAACUAGAGGAUAAACUUUUUAUUCAUAAACCAGGAAACAAUGUUCUUUAUAGUGAUUCUCUUGUGUACAUGCUUGUGAAUUAAAUUGAUGUAAAACACCUUGGCAAUGGGGUCUUUUAAUAUAGGACCAAAUUGAAACAUUUUGCUGAAAAUGUAUAGUUUUUCACAGUUUCAUUAGGUAAAUAAUGGUUCGGUGAUCAUAUAUGAGAAAUGUACACAUCAAAUGGCCUUGCUGAUGACUUGCACAAUGUCGAAAUAGCCUUUAAGCAUCAUUUAAAUGUGAAAGGAAGCGAUCUUUUCAGCCUGUGGCUGAGCACGGGCUAAGAAAACCAGACGGCAACAUUGAUGCUUUCAGGGUCAAGUUUUAGCAAACUGUAAACUGUCAAGGUGAUGAAAUGUUUCUCUUGAUGUUUACCUGCACAAGCUUUGGGUUCUGACCGUAGACAGUGUGAAGAAAUCAAUGCCAGAUUCCUGUUUUGUGCAUUGUCUUGGGAUUCUCCAGUGAACCUUUUUAGAUGUGGUCUUGUUCACAUGCUCCAUGUAGCUGUAACUUCACAUCAUCAGCUUGCAGUUUGUUAUGGACUAAAGCAUUCCAGUGUCCUCUUUCUAGAUUGCCAGUUCAUGACAUGGUGCUUAUAAAGAUUUAAUUAAAGUAAGAAUGAAAUAAAGUUUUUAUAAUUACAACAG